CAACUUGCCCUUGUCAUUCCACUCCUGCACUCCGGCCAGUUCUCUCUUUCGAUUUGCUCUCUUGGCAUAUAAACAGCUUGUCUUUUUUCUUUCUGAAAUAUUGGUGAAGAUGGAGAUUGGACACAGUUUUGUUGUAAACUGAGGGGCGGCUUAUUCAGUCUGCUUGUGAAAGGCUUGCCGGCAGAGGGAUUUUGUUUAAGUUCAUCAUAGACAGGAGGGCACCAGGCUGAUGAUCAUGGCAAAAGAUCUGUACUCCGAGAAUGUUUAUGCCUAUGCUUUGGCCAAAACUCUUGCAAAAGUCCAUCCUCCUAUGACUGUGGGCUUAUACUCUUCAUGCCACACCAGGAUCAAAAUGAUCCUCAAAAACAUUGAAGGUCACAUGAAUGAUGAAGCAAAGAGAAGAGAGCAGAAGUGGGUGGGAACAUCAAAGCCUCGACCGGUGAAGGCCUCUAUUGGAAACCUGCUUUCACUAAUCACUCGUCUUGUCUUCUAUCGACCCGUGUGGACGGAAGAAAACCAGAGCAGGGAAUGUGUCCGCUACAUCUUUGUGAAGUUCAGUGCUUGGCAUUUUGCAGGCAGUGACAUGCUCUGGGCUGGCCUGGUGAUGCACUUGUGCCAGACUCUGCAGGACAGCUUUGGCAAGCUUCAGCUCAGCCUCUUCCGCGUGGCUCAAUAUGACGUGGAAAAGUAUUCUAAGAAAAAGAAGAUAGUAGACAGCUCCCAGAACUGGAGGCCAAGGAUGGUCUUGUGCUGCCCACUAUGGGCCUUUAUUUUGAUGGCAUUCAUUGGGUCGCUCUUCAUUCUGGUCCCUCUUAUUGUUUAUGGGUUUCCCCAACGAAAGAACGAAGGGGAAGGAGAGAAAGAUACCAGUGGGAAUAGUGGGUAUGGAGUGCUUGAGGGAUUUGCAAUUGCAGCCCUUGGAGUUCCAGCAGCUGGAGCUGUGAGAUUCACCGUCAUGUUGGGCAAGAACCUUAUCUUUAACCAAGACCUCAAUGUCAGAAGGCGCUUGGACAACAAGAAGGUCAGUGAGCAGCUGGGCUUAAUGCAUGAGGUUCGGAAGGAGAUGAGGUUGCUCUCUUGCUUUAUUCACUUUAUGGAAAUCUUUGAGAGACGGAAGAUUAAAGUGGUGCUGGAGAUCACCAGUUUAGACCGCUGCACACCAGAAAAAAUUGUCGGAGUCUUGGACGCCAUCAACAUUCUUCUGUCUGAUGAGGAAAGUCCCUUCAUUUCUCUAAUUGCAGUUGACCCAGAAGUGCUUACCCAACAAGUAGACCAGGCAAAGGGUUGCUUCACUAAAAAGGACAGAGCGUAUAGCUUCUUGGACCGCAUAAUCACACUGCCUUUCACCAUUCCACCAUUGUGUGAAGUUUCAAAGUGCAAGGUCUUCCGAAAAAUUGUGUGUGGUCAGUCUGAAAUCUCCAACUCCCAGUUUGAUGAGGUUGACAAAUGUUGUGAAUCAGAGACCUCUAUUUCUGUAGAAGACAACUCUUCAAUAACAACCAGCCUCAUUCAAGGUCAAGUCACUCCUUUGACCACAAAGCCACAAAAUGCUGAAACAUAUGGAUUUCGGAAUUAUGUGUUUGAUGAGAAUGAGGUGGAAAAGUUAAUCCAGUCUGCGUUUGAGAGCAUUUUCUUGCAUAACCAGGGUAGCCUUCACACCUACGUCUCAGACAACACUGUGUCCAUGAGGAGGGUGAUCAACUCCAUCAGGGUGACCAUAAUGGUCAUGGAAGCUUUUAAGAUUGAGGUUCCUCCACCUGAAAGAGUUGCUGCUUGGGUCGUGCUCGUCGACCGUUGGCCUUGUAGACUGAGCUGGAUACUUCAAUGUGUGGAGGAUGAAGAACAGAACCUUCAGAUAAAUGAAAAUGACACUGGAACCCCAGCUGAUGUGAAUCAUGACAAGACCCUUUGGAAUGUGUUCAGUGAGCACAGGGUGGAGCUCCAUUUGAUUGGGGAUGAGGUGGAGAAGUUCCUGGAAAGAGAUGAUGACCCAGAGCUCUUUGAGAAGUUCCUCAGAAAGGACUUUGAAUUCACAGUUGGAGAGAUGGCUAAAUUUAAAUCACAUACGGUUAAUCUGGACUGUUCUAUCAAGAAUGAGCUGGCGAGGAUCAGAGGAAGCAAAAGAGUGAAAGGAACACGGAGAAGUUUUUUCAACACUUUAUCUCCAAAAAGUGUAAUCAACAUGUCUGAAGAAGAUGUUUGCAGUGAGUUAUCCAAGUUGAAGCUCCCUGAGAAGUACAAUCAACUUGUGAUGGAAAAUCAUAUAAAUGGCCCAACGCUGCUCCUUAGUGACCCAGCCGAUCUGAGACAGGUCAUGCAGAUGACUCUUGGUGAAUGGACAACUUUUAGGAUUCACUUUCUUGGGGUCAGGUCGUUUGGUCACCGGAGCCAAACGAAAUCCACACCAGUAAACCCAAAGCCUAAUGUGGUCAUUUGCCCCUCUGGUCUAAAACAUGACCAUAUGACUUAACACCUCAAUAACAGUGUAGUUCAUGUAGUUCUAAAUAAAAUAUAACAUAUUUUAAGUAGUUUAUAUUAAGUGUUAAAUUUCUACAACUUGUAACUAUCAAACCUUGUAGAAAACAUUGACCAUGGUUAGACAACUAGUGUUAGUUUGCCCCCCUUCAUCACUUGAAGAGUUUCUUUUUCUCUAACCCUUUUGUACCAACCUUUAAAACUACUGCAUUUUCAGCUGGGAAUUCUUGUGGUGAGUUUAGAUCUUUAUAUUUUUGUAUGUGUCCAAAAACUGAUUUAAUAGCUAUUUCUUUCUUGUGGCUGCCUGCCACCCAACAUCCCACAGAUUUCUAUGAAAAAACAAGAAAACAGAAAAGAAUGGAAGCUGUAACAAAGGUGUAUGUGAUAUUAUAUUUAAUUGUUAAGGUUUGUGAGUAGCUUUCUGUCUUUUUUUUCUGAUUUUUUCUGAUUUUUUCCUGAUGCUGAAAAAUGAAUAAUUUGUACUAAAUGGCCAUUUUGAAUUGAACGUUCAUGAGUUACAUACUGUGUCCAUAUACUUUACUCAGCAACACUUCUUUCACUGAACAGCACACACUUUCCUCCCAGAGCCAGACUUGCAAGAACAUCAUCUUAGAAUUUAAUGUAUGCUGGCUAGUUAGACUAUUCCCAGAAUGAGACACUGGAUAACAGCUUUGAUAUGCAAUUGACUUUUCCAGACUAUAAAUUGUUCAAGUUUGAGAGAUGAAUACAUCUGCAGAAUGGAGGCUUUGAACUCUUGGCUUUAGUUCUAAUGCUUCUCUGGGACUGAAGUAAAAAUAGACUAUAAGUGUUUCUUCACUGUACUAUGUGUGAAAUGAAAUGACAUUCAACAAAGUAAGUCAACUGAUGUACUGUACUUUGUAGACUUUGUAGCAUCACAUAACAAUUAGCAGUCAUUAAAAGAAGUUUGGGAUUCAUUAAAUAUUGAUUAAUCAG
Colossoma macropomum (tambaqui) is the source of this 3429-nucleotide messenger RNA. It is a transcript of the gene nkpd1, whose product is annotated as NTPase, KAP family P-loop domain containing 1. The transcript is spliced from 5 exons. The record is from RefSeq and is a predicted model, not a curated record. Lineage: Eukaryota; Metazoa; Chordata; Actinopteri; Characiformes; Serrasalmidae. Bases 230 to 2470 code for a protein of 746 amino acids.